This is a messenger RNA of Arachis ipaensis, 2239 nucleotides long. The record is from RefSeq and is a predicted model, not a curated record. Lineage: Eukaryota; Viridiplantae; Streptophyta; Magnoliopsida; Fabales; Fabaceae.
AUGGCUAACAAACUGAAAAAGGUUGAUCAGGGUUCAGAAUUAGGCCGAUCAUCAUCAUCAACAACUCUUAAUCUUGUUUUUGAGAAUGGUGGUGUUGGUGUUGGUGUUGGAGGAAGGUGGUCAAGUGGAUUUGGGAGCUUGAUUAGAAGGAAGCAAGUUGAUUCAGUUCAAUUCAAGGCACAUGGUGGUCAUCAUCAUCAAUUGGCUAGGAAGUUAUCUGCUGUGGACCUCGUUGCUAUUGGGGUUGGAUCUACAAUAGGUGCUGGUGUAUAUAUUCUCAUAGGAACAGUUGCUAGAGAGCAUGCAGGACCAGCACUUGUGAUAUCACUUCUCAUUGCAGGAAUAGCUGCUGCACUAUCGGCUUUUUGUUAUGCGGAGCUUGCAUGUCGAUGCCCCUCCGCAGGGAGUGCUUAUCAUUAUGCAUACAUAUGCCUUGGAGAAGGAGUUGCUUGGUUGGUUGGUUGGGGCUUGAUUCUUGAAUAUACUAUCGGUGGUUCAGCUGUUGCUCGUGGCAUAACCCCAAAUCUGGCCUUAUUUUUCGGAGGGUGGGACAAUCUACCUUUCUUUUUGACACGGCAAACAUUACCAGGUCUUGGUGUGGUAUGUGUUUUAAAAUACAAGCAUGUAAUCUCCCUCUUUUCCUCUCUAAGUUCAAUGGCACAAUCAAUAGUGACAACAAUAAAUGUCUGUGCAAUGCUUUUCGUCAUUAUAGUUGGUGGAUAUCUGGGUUUCGAAUCUGGAUGGAUUGGAUAUGAGCUACCUAGCGGGUAUUUUCCUUAUGGAGUGAAUGGGGUGUUUGCUGGGUCUGCAAUAGUUUUCUUUUCAUACAUUGGGUUUGAUGCAGUCUCCAGCACAGCUGAGGAGGUUAAAAACCCUCAACGAGAUUUGCCCCUUGGCAUAUCAAUAGCGUUAUUUAUAUGCUGCAUUCUUUAUAUGCUUGUAUCAGCAGUUAUUGUUGGCUUGGUACCAUAUUAUAGGUUGGACCCUGAUACACCGAUCUCGUCUGCAUUUUCUAGCUAUGGCAUGAAAUGGGCCGUCUAUGUAAUAACAACUGGAGCUGUCACUGCUCUUUUUUCCAGUUUGAUGGGUUCACUUCUUCCUCAGCCACGAACUUUUAUGGCGAUGGCUAGGGAUGGUUUGUUGCCCUCAUUCUUCUCAGACAUCAAUAAACACACGCAAGUUCCUUUGAAAAGCACUAUUGUCACUGGUGUCCUUGCAGCCACUCUUGCAUUCUUUAUGGAUGUUUCCCAGUUGGCAGGGAUGGUUAGUGUGGGAACAUUGCUUGCAUUUACCACUGUUGCAGUCUCGGUUUUGAUCAUCAGAUAUGUUCCACCUAAUGAGAUACCUAUCCCAUCCUCGCUUCAAAAAUCUAUUGAUCGGCAUUCUUGUGGUGAUGAUGAAGAUAGGGCAAGUCCUAUAGAUACUGCUAGUUAUUGUGAUAAUCACCUAUAUGGCAAGUCAGAGGCUCUGCUUGGACAACCUUUAAUUAUAAAAGAAAUCAAAGAAGAACAAAAGGAGAAAAGUAGGCGGAAACUUGCUGCAUGGACUAUUGCUCUUCUAUGCCUAGGAAUUCUCAUAGUUGCCUUUGCUGCUUCAGCCAACAGGUGCCCCAGCAUUUUGCGAUUCACAUUGUGCGGAGUGGGUGGAGUUCUUAUUUUGUGCAGUGUUAUUGUCCUUACCUGCAUAGGACAAGAUGAUGCAAGGCACAGCUUCGGACACACAGGAGGUUUUGUUUGCCCAUUUGUUCCAUUCUUACCUGCUGCCUGCAUUCUUAUAAACACCUACCUCCUAAUUGAUCUUGGAGUUGCCACUUGGCUGCGAGUGUCCGUGUGGUUGCUGAUAGGAGUGUUUAUAUACUUAUUCUAUGGCUGCACCCACAGCUCGCUGUUAAAUGCGAUCUAUGUUCCCUCAGCAUGUGCUAAUGAAAUCCUUGGAAUUCGAGAAGAACAUCUAGCCUAGUUAGUAUUCACACAGCAGGGACCAGAGUUGAUGCAUGACCUUCUCCAUUUAUUAUUUAUUUAGUUACACCAAUUGUAAAUUUACUAUUCUAAAAUCAGGACUUUGUUAAUGGUAACAAAUUGAUGGGGGAGGAGGACCCUUAUUGUUGCAUUCCUUGUCUAUAUAGAUAACUUAUUUCAGUUAUUUGUUUCUUCAACACUGCCUGUGAAUUUAUGUAUGCAGAGUAGGUAAAAAAGAGGGCAUUAUUGCAUAGAAGGAGAGGGAAUAAUAAAGAUUUACA